CACUGUGCAGGUGACGGCGAACCAGGUAACCAGCUGCCGAGGGAGGAACCCUAGCGGAACACUGUGCAGGUGACGGCGGCGCGCUACCGGUGACGGGGGAUACGGCGGCAUCGUCCCCCUCGGCCCCUCCUCCAUCCCCGGCGUGGCGGCGCAGGCAGCCAGCCUGCAGGGUUUUCUGACUCAGAUUACUUGUUCACUGUGGGGUGCAAGCUUAAUCGGCCACCAUGGAUGUUGAUAAGCAAGAAACAAUGGAGGAGACCAUCCUUGUUGGUGAUGAUCUCAUGCGUGGGCCGCCAUCCCCUGUCAUACCGAAAGAGAUCGCAUCACAUGUCCUUGAAGAUGUUGAGCUUUGUGAUGGUAUACUCAAGAACCUUUUCUUAUGCCUACAGAUCAAUGAUAUUGAGCCAUUCUGCCAAGAUGAAAUUGUGCUAUAUCGACAGUGUGCUGAGAAAAGGGACAAGGAAAUAAGAGAGCGGAUGCAAAAUAGUGAAUAUAAAUUGGGUUUUUCGAUGCCCCUGAAACAAGCGAAGGAGAGAGCUACUCAACUCCAAUCAGAAGUAACACUGCUAGAAAGGCGCAUGAUUCUUGCUAGUGGACUUGAGGGUAUGGAAGGAUUUCGCCAGAGAUGGAGCUUGCACGGACAGCUUGAAGACACAAGGAAAAGGCUAGAAGCACUGAACCAUGGCAUGGAAAAACGAGAGAACCAAAGUUCUACGGCGGAGAGGACAAAAUCUCCAGCUGGGAAGAAGUGGUUCUUUUGGUAGUACGUGUUGUGUGCAAUAUGCAAACUCCAACGAUGGUCCAGCUGUGUGGUCCAAAUGGGAUGACUUGUUAGGCAAGUUGCAUUCUAAGCGGCUAAGCCUGAAGCAAUGUGAUAGCAGCUAACAAAGCUACAAUUUGUUUGCAACAUGUACCUCUAGGGUCUACUCCCCCUAAAGUUUGUGCCAUACUCAUGUGUUUCCAUUUGCAUCUGGUCCUCUUUGGAUGCAAAGUAGCAUUGGAUAAAGCUAGGGUUUUGUAAAAUAUGUUGUUUUUUAAAAGCGACGAACUCUGUUUGGAUAUGACAAAUCUUGGUAGUUUAUAAAAGCCAUGGUUUUAUUAAAACUGUGCAGUCAUUUGGAGUUCUUAGUAACUCACAAGUUGUGGCCUCUUUUUUGGCUUAUAGAACCACACUUUUUCGAGAAGUACAUCCAAACAAGAGGCUGUAUUGGAUGUUUGUGGUUUGAGAAACUGUAGUGUCAGUAAACUUUGAUUUUAGAACAAGAUGUGUGCCAGACUUUGGUAUAAAGAGGUGUGGUAUUUCUC
This is a messenger RNA of Zea mays, 1305 nucleotides long. RefSeq lists its product as uncharacterized. The coding region runs from base 225 to 764 and encodes 179 amino acids. NCBI's taxonomy places the organism in Eukaryota, Viridiplantae, Streptophyta, Magnoliopsida, Poales, Poaceae. The record is from RefSeq and is marked predicted. The transcript has 8 exons.